CCCGUAGGUGGUGAAACUGGGACACGCCCAUGCUGGGAUGGGAAAGAUCAAGGUGGAAAAUCAGCAUGACUUCCUGGACAUCACCAGCAUCGUGGCCAUGGCCAAGACCUAUGCCACCACCGAGGCCUUCAUUGACUCCAAGUAUGACAUCCGCAUCCAGAAAAUUGGAUCCAACUACAAGGCCUACAUGAGAACCUCAAUUUCUGGAAACUGGAAGGCCAACACAGGCUCUGCCAUGCUGGAGCAGGUGGCCAUGACUGAGAGGUACCGGCUGUGGGUGGACAGCUGCUCAGAGAUGUUUGGCGGCCUGGACAUCUGUGCUGUCAAGGCUGUGCACAGCAAGGCGGGCCGAGAUUAUAUCAUCGAGGUGAUGGACAGCUCGAUGCCCCUGAUUGGUGAGCACGUGGAGGAGGACAGACAGCUGAUAGCCGAUCUCGUUGUUUCCAGAAUGGGCCAAGUCCUGGUGCCAGGGGGCACCAUGCCCUCACCCCUAAGGCCUUGGGCUCCACAGAAUAAACCAGCAAAGUCCCCGCUUGGGCAGCACCAGCCUCGCCCACCCACACAAGGGGGUCCUCGCCAAGCUCAGUCUCCGCAACCCCCAAGAUCUGGAAGCCCCUCUCAACAGAGGCUCUCACCUCAAGGCCAGCAGCCCCUGAGCCCCUCGUCGGGAUCUCCACAGCAGCGAUCCCCCGGAUCCCCCCAGCUGUCCCGGGCAUCCAGUGGCAGCUCCGCAAACCAGGCCUCCAAGCCAGGCACCGUCCUUCCCAACCAGCCCCGGCCAGCCAUACAGGGCCGCAGCACCUCCCAACAGGGAGAGGAGACCAGGAGAUUCGACGCCACCCUCAUCCCCAUCUCAAAGGACCCCAGCAUCCACUGGAGGAUGAGCAAUGCCUCAUGA
Suncus etruscus (white-toothed pygmy shrew) is the source of this 898-nucleotide messenger RNA. RefSeq names its product synapsin-3-like. Lineage: Eukaryota; Metazoa; Chordata; Mammalia; Eulipotyphla; Soricidae. Gene Ontology annotation, biological process: neurotransmitter secretion. The coding region runs from base 38 to 898 and encodes 286 amino acids. The transcript has 8 exons. The record is from RefSeq and is a predicted model, not a curated record. Gene Ontology annotation, cellular component: synaptic vesicle membrane; synaptic vesicle.